Funneliformis geosporum is the source of this 2530-nucleotide messenger RNA. The record is from the annotation of a GenBank genome assembly. NCBI's taxonomy places the organism in Eukaryota, Fungi, Glomeromycota, Glomeromycetes, Glomerales, Glomeraceae.
AUGAACGUACCCGGCUAUUUGAAAAUUUCUGACUUGUUACGUCAAAAUGAAGUAAAGGUAAAGAGUAAAGGAAAAGCCAAUGCGGUUGAUCAUGCAACACUUUUGUUAAAACACGCAAACAAAGUUCAAGAAGAAUGGAAGACAAAUUUAUUGAAUUUCAAAGAAAUUCUUCAAAAAAGUCGAAGUAUUCAAAACGAAUUUCGAGAUGAUGAAUUAUUGGAAGAUGAAUAUGGAUCUGAUCUUAUAUAUAACAACCUUCCAACUAAAUUUUACUAUGAUGACUAUUCCGACAGUGAUUCUGGUUUACAUGAGGAAGAUCUCGACUUUGACCGAGAUAAGAAUAUACCGUAUGACAAGGAAUGGUUACUAGGACAGUGUCGAUUACAUAUUGCCUCAUUCUGUGAUGCAGAUGGAGAGAUAACUCCCGAAAAGUUAUAUGACGAUAUUCAAACAGAAUUAGUCGAUCUUAUUGGCUUCGAUAACCUAAAUUUUGUUACCACACUGGUAACUAAACGAUCCACAAUCCUUGAAAAUAUUAUUAGUAAAUCACUAUAUGUAGAGAUCCCACCAGAUUCACAGAAGCAUUCCUCUGUUACUAUAAUUAAACCUAAAGAAAAAAAUAAAUUAGAGAAUGAGAGGAUAACGAAGCGUUUACGGAAGGAACAGAAAAAAUCGGCAAAACAAAAAAGCACAGAGGAAGAAGAUUUGACCUCAGCAAAUAUUUUAGGGUUUAGUCUUGAAAAAUUACGCGCCAUUCGCGAACAAUCAUUGCGUAACGCAAGAGAUACUCCGUUACGUUCCAAAAGGAUUAACCCAUCUGAAAAUUAUAAACACGUCUUUGGAAAUGCCCAGACGGGUAGCGUACUUUCCGUGUUUGGAACCACAUAUUCUCUACCAGUCGGCACUCAACGUGAAGAAUUUGAUGCAAAAAUAAUCAUUCCAAUUACUAGGCGAGCUCCACAGAUGGAAAAUGAACAGCUAAUUCAUCUGAAUGGAACCGAUAAUCUUUGUAAGGGUUCGUUUAAGGCAAGCUAUAAAACAUUGAAUCGUGUACAAUCACUUGUUUACCCUGUUGCAUAUAAAAAAAACGACAAUUUAUUAAUUUGUGCUCCUACCGGAGCGGGUAAAACAGAUAUAGCCAUUCUUACAAUACUACGAACAUUAAAGAGCUUUUGUUUUCCCGAACCGUUGGUCCAACAGGAGCCUCAAGAUUUUUUAAUCGAUAAAAAUGAAUUUAAAAUAGUGUAUAUUGCUCCUAUGAAAGCUCUUGCUGCCGAAAUUGUAAAAAAGCUUGGCGAUCGAUUAAAGUGGAUUGAUGUGCAAGUUAGAGAACUUACAGGAGACAUGCAACUGACUAAGUCUGAAAUUUCAAAUACACAAAUCAUCGUUACAACCCCCGAAAAAUGGGAUGUAAUUACAAGAAAAAGCACAGGAGACGUCGAGCUUUCUCAAAAAGUGAAACUUCUUAUUAUUGAUGAAAUUCAUUUAUUACAUGAGGAUCGGGGUGCUGUUCUUGAAAGUUUAGUCGCACGCACCCGUCGUCAGAUUGAAUCAAGUCAAAAAAUGAUCCGUAUUGUAGGCCUUUCCGCUACGUUACCCAAUUAUGUCGAUGUAGCUCGAUUUUUAGGAGUUGAUCUAAAAAAUGGUGCCGAGGGAUUAUUUUAUUUUGACGGUGGUUUUAGACCUGUACCGUUAGAACAACAUUUUAUUGGUGUUAAGGGUAAGCCCGGUUCGAUUAUUUCUAAUAACAACCUCAAUAUGGUUUGCUGGAAGAAAGUUUUGGAUCUCGUCAGAGAAAAACAUCAAGUGAUGAUUUUUGUUCAUUCGCGUAAAGAUACUGUUAGGACGGCAAAAGUACUACAUGAGUUUGCAUCAAAUGAUGGAAAUUUAGAUUUAUUUGAUAUGUCUACUCUCGAUGGGUAUAGUCUUAAAAAGCGAGAUGUUAUGAAAUCAAGAAAUAAAGAAUUAAAAGAAUUAUUUCAAUAUGGUCUUGGUAUUCAUCAUGCCGGCAUGUUGAGAGCUGAUCGAUCAAUGACAGAACGUUUGUUUUCCGAAGGAUUUAUAAAGGUCUUGUGUUGUACUGCGACGUUAGCUUGGGGUGUAAAUUUGCCAGCUUAUGCAGUAAUAAUUAAGGGAACGCAAGUAUAUAAUUCUCAAAAGGGUAGAUUUGAUGAUUUAUCAAUUUUAGAUGUAAUGCAGAUUUUUGGCAGAGCAGGUCGUCCACAGUAUGAAACACAUGGUGUUGGCUAUAUUUUGACAACACAUGACAAACUAUCACACUACGUGUCUGCAAUGACACAACAACAUCCUAUUGAAUCAAAAUUUAUAGAUAAAAUGGUUGAUAAUUUGAAUGCAGAGAUUUCUCUCGGUACAGUGACAAAUGUUGAUGAAGGAGUUCGAUGGCUGGGUUAUACAUAUCUAUUUGUACGUAUGAAAAUGAACCCACUUGUAUAUGGAAUGAAUUAUUCGGAACGAGAAAAUGAUCCAGAGUUAGGUAAACAACGACGUGAACUUAUUGUGAAGGCUGCAA